GUACCGGAAUCGACUCCAUUGAUAUUAAAUUUAGUUUUAAGUUUAGAGAAUCAUGCGAGAUUUGACCGUUAAUAACGUUCCCAUGGCACGGCAAUCGUUCCACAGAUAACUAUAGUGCCGAUGGUUCCGAACCGAUUUCCACCACCUUAGGGUGCGGCCAGAGUGCACUCAGAUUAGACUGUUGUCAAGUUUUCAAAGAGCAAAUACGUAUAGCAAAAUGACGUUCUUGCAUUAGACUGAGGCCCAAGCACGAAUUUUUACAGCUCUUUAUUAGCAUCGCAUCGUAAAAGUUUCUAUGAAAACUGAACAGCGCCCCUACCGAACGUAAGAAUAAACUGGGUUCAUCCAUACCAAAGAUCCAUACAAAAUUUGACGAUGACGAAACGAUUACGGAAGGAAUUGUCAAAAUUCACCCUUUGUAAAUAAAUUUUAGGAAAGUGCACUGGGAAAAUUAAAAUGAAAGAUAAAUUUUUCACUACUGGGUAUUGCGUUUUAAGAAUAUCCAGUUUAUGAAAAUACAUGAGGCAUUUACUCGGGUGCCAUUCAUAAGUGACGAAAACAUGCGACGAGUGUCAGUACUUAUUGGAAGAUGUACAUUUUAAUAAAAAGGCACAAAACUAUGAUACUGGUUAGCAUUUUCUUCUUUUAUAUUGGAUGUGGACUAACUCUGAGCUUCUUGAGAAUAGAAUGCAUUGAUGUAGUAUCUACAACUACCGAACAGGAUUUCACUGAAUCUGCUGAAGUAGAAUACGCUGUGCUAGUGUUAUCGGGUCCAGAGAACGAAGAUAGGCGAGACGUUAUAAGAUCGACAUGGGGCAGGUUUUCUGAGAAUAUAUUUGUAGAAAAUGGUGAAAGGCUUUAUAAAUGGAAUCACACUUGGAUUGGUGAAAGUAAAAAACAACCUCUCAUCAAAGUAUUUUUCACAAUCGGAAUCAGUGGUUUGAAAACAGAUAAACUGGAUAAAUUGAAAAGAGAAUUAAAUAGAAAUGAUGACCUUUUGCUGUUAGAUUUGAAAGAUAGCUAUAAGGCACUAACAAGCAAAGUUUUGUCUUCAUUGAAAUGGUUAAAUGGUAAUUUAAAGAAUGUGAAAUAUGUUAUUAAGUGUGAUGAUGACUCAUUUGUAAGAAUUGACUUAAUUGUCAAAGAUCUAGAGGCAUAUGCACCAGAAAUGAAUGAUCGAUCAUUGAAAGAAUAUGUUUCAUUCAAAAGUAGCCUUCCAUCUUAUAAGGGUUUAUAUUGGGGUUAUUUUGAUGGUAGAGCAAGAGCAUUCUCAAAAGGAAAAUGGCAAGAGAAUACCUGGUUCCUGUGUGAUACAUACCUGCCUUAUGCUCUGGGUGGUGGUUAUGUCAUAUCCAAAAGUAUAGUCAAAUAUUUAGCUCAAAAUGCAGAUUUUCUAAGUCUCUACAAUUCAGAGGAUGUUUCGAUGGGGGUGUGGACAGCUGCUCUCCAUAGUAUUAACAGAGUGCAUGACAUAAGAUUCGACUCUGAAUGGAUAUCUAGAGGCUGCAGUGAAAAUAUGUUAGUACGUCAUAAACAAUCAUCUGGUAAUAUGUUUCAAAUGUAUCGGACACUAGUUCAAUCUAAUGGAGAGAAAUUGUGCAAGACUGAAGUAUUAAACAGGCAAUCAUAUUCUUACAAUUGGAAUGUAUUACCCAGUAAAUGUUGCAGAUGAUUAUAAUUCUAGUCCCGUGUAUGGAAAUUAUUUAUUGUCAUAAAUUAAAUAAUUGGAAACAUUGUGG
Messenger RNA from Chilo suppressalis (striped riceborer), 1739 nucleotides. The record is from the annotation of a GenBank genome assembly. NCBI's taxonomy places the organism in Eukaryota, Metazoa, Arthropoda, Insecta, Lepidoptera, Crambidae.